This is a messenger RNA of Haemonchus placei, 498 nucleotides long. NCBI's taxonomy places the organism in Eukaryota, Metazoa, Nematoda, Chromadorea, Rhabditida, Trichostrongylidae. The record is from the annotation of a GenBank genome assembly.
CCAGUACAGCACAUUUCUAUGCACGCCACGCCCACUGUGGGCGCUCCUCCGCCAACUGAUGUGUGCCUUAUACUUCUCGGGACAUGGCCCACCCAUCCCAUGCUUGACCCGGUCUCUCAAGGCAGAUCCAAAGGAAGGGAUAGUAUAUGUCUUGUCGUUUCUCAUUGCAUAUUUCUUAGGAGUACAUUUAAGGAAGCUCCUAUCAUGUACGCCACUGCUGUCACAGAAAUUGUUCGAAGAAGGACGUUCCAGAGAGAAUUCAACUCAUGGUUCUCUGUUCAUGUGAAUAAAUGUUGUUCAUUGUAUGAUGAAGAGUCAAGUACUAGAGCAGAGUUCUCUACAAAGAUGGAAAAGCAUUUCCUGCGUGUGCUUUUCCAUGAAGCAUCGCAAAAAUCCAUCCUGAAGAACUUUCCUAGAGUUGCAGAAGAGACCUGCUAUCAGAGCAGUUUGUAUGACCUUCAACACAUCGGGUCAAGCUCGGCAUCAUCAUGGUGCUGA